AUGCUCGCAAGAUUUAAACCUUUAAUUAUACAAGCAGUUAGGAACUCUACUACUACUGAACGCCUCGCUAAGGAAGUGACAAUAGAAAUAGAUGAGGAAUCUAACAGUUAUACUCAAAAAGUAGAUACAGAACAGUCUCUUUCGAAUUUUAGAAAAGAAUUAUCAGACUUAUAUGAACAAAAUCCAAACGGACGUCCAUAUAUAUAUAAAAAUAUGUUUUUUGUUGGCAAAGGCGGUGGUAUUAUAAGCGAAGAAGAUGAAAAUGAUUGUAAGUUAAGUGAUGUGCUUCAUUAUGGAAAUAUUAUAAAGAUUAAACGAUCUCUUAAGCACAUUGAUGAAUCGGAAAUUAUAAAACGGUGCAAGUUAGAAUAUGGAAUUAAAAUGUCUGAUGAUGGACCUGUUGAACCUCAUAAAAAUAAAAAGGCCUUUGAAUUUAUUAAACAAAAUGAAGUGGUUGAGUUGUUCCAACAAAUCGCAGAUAUCUAUAGCAAAGUUGAAAGUAUUACACGAAAUAAUAAAUAUGAAAUCAUUUACCAAAAAAAUUUAAUCACUAAUCUAAAAGUUUCUACCAAUUUACCUUGGUCAUCAUUAUCCACUAGCCUUAAUAUAUCACACAAAAGAUCAAAUAAAAGAGCUAACUACAAUGAAACUUCUAUGACGUUCGAUGUCAAUCUACAAGGUCGUGCGAAAGUAAUAAUGACUAACAAAAUUCGUCCGUCAAAAGAAUUUGAAAAAGCAGUAGAUCAUGCUCUGAGAUGUCCUAACCCUAUUGAAGAACUUAAAGGUGUCUGUAAUGAAUAUGGGGAAUUCUGGGCACGUGAAAUAAUCAUAGGAGGAAAAAUUCAAAUAGUUCGAGACGAUUUCGUUGAAAUUAAUACACAGACAGAGGAAAGAAUGUUAGGUGCCGGUUGUAGUAUUGAUAUAAGAAAUAAUAAUUCAAGUUUGCAGUAUAAUAGGACAGAAAAUAGAAUAAUAGACACAAAUAGUAGAGAAUCUAGAACUAGGCCUAUGUAUAUUGGAGGAGAUAUCAAUAUGGCUCGCGAAAAUGUUAAUGAUUGGAUUAAAACUUUAGAAAAUUACACUAAAUGGAGAAUUGUAGAAUAUCGAGAUGUGGUUUCAAUUUUUGAAAUUCUUGAUUAUAAUCUACGCAGACGUGUACUCGAUACUUUAGGAAAGAAUAUUCUUUACGCUAAAGUCGAUCUACGUGAACUAACGUUUUUUCAAAAUCAAAAACCAUGUAUACACGAAUUAGAUAUACCAAAGAAAUAUAAAGAAAACCUUAAAGACUAUCAAAUUUUUGCUACAAUAAUAAGCAAGAAGGGAAAAGGCACUUUUUCUGUUCGAGUCAUGUAUACGACCGACAACAACUCUACAAAUCUUCAUUCUGCAAAUCUCCUCAUUCAUCAAUUCAGAAAGUCUGGAGGUAAUAGACCACGAGAGUAUUCAUUGAAAAUAGGAUGGAUAAUCAUUGGCAUUCCCAAUGACUUUAAUUACUUUGACUUUGAGGGUUUUGAUGAUCUAAAGGAAUUAGAAGUAAAACUUUGCAACAAUUUUUCAAGUAAUCAUCAGAAUGCUCUCGAUAUUUAUGAUGAGUACGAAGAAUAUAAAACUAAUCCGUUAGUUACUUGCGCACUAAGAAAUAGUGACUCUCUUCGAUAUAAUCCACUUGAGUUAAAAAUAGUUACUGGAAUACACUUUCAUUACACUCCUGAAAAACAUUUACAAAUGUGUAUCCAUAAUCAUGACCUGGCAAGUGUAAGAAAUGAAGAUAUAUUAUCAUAUCUUUCAGUUCAAUACUGUAUUACUCACCGUGACCAUAGUUCUGUGCCUAAAGGAAUGUUGCGUCAUAAUACAAUAUUCAGGAAAAAAACAAAAUGGGAAUGUAUUCAACCAGACUUUGCAAGUCUUUAUCAAAAAGCCAUUGGAAGUUGUGUUCCAGGAUUAUUAAAGAUCACUCCUGAAAAUGUAGUUUUUAAACCUUUUAAUGGAAUUACUUUUAACGAAAAAGAACUACUUGCGUUAUACUAUAUGUGUAUCUUACAAAAGUGUGAAAUAUAA
Messenger RNA from Dentiscutata heterogama, 2058 nucleotides. Lineage: Eukaryota; Fungi; Glomeromycota; Glomeromycetes; Diversisporales; Gigasporaceae. The record is from the annotation of a GenBank genome assembly.